Messenger RNA from Racocetra persica, 684 nucleotides. Lineage: Eukaryota; Fungi; Glomeromycota; Glomeromycetes; Diversisporales; Gigasporaceae. The record is from the annotation of a GenBank genome assembly.
AUGUGGAAAUCGUUAUUUGAACUCUAUCAAUAUUGCCAGAAACAUAAUAUAUAUGAUGCAGAGUAUAUAUACGAAAAGAUGAGAGCAGAUGAUACGUUUGAGUUUGUCGCUGUUAUUGAUCCUUGUGGAGAAUAUGGAAAUAUUACACAGGGAAAAGGAUCAAAGAGAAUCAUCCCAAACUAUAUAACAGAAAUUAGAGACGAAUUAAGCACAGGAUCUUUAGGUGAAUUUGAAUGUCCAGAAUCUUUGAGCUGUCUUGAUCAAAUAGUCAAUCAAUAUCAUUUAAAGAAACGAAAGAUCUCCGAAACAGAGGAGGCAAGGGCAGCGUCACGUAAGAUUACUCGUAACAAGAUGAAUUCAAGAACAGAAGAUCAGUUGGUAGAUAUCUGGUCAAUUGUCGCACCUUUAAAUGCAUCCGACGAAAAAAUUGUCGACAAUUUGAAAGGCAAGCUUGAACAAAUCAAGAAAGAACGACUUGAAUAUUUGUCAAAGGAUACUGCGUUCGAUGUUCGGAAUAGGAUAAGAACACAAAAUUAUCAGAACAAUAAUAGACAAUUUGUACCUUUCGCCUUACGUGCCACUCUAAAGGCAAUGGAAAAAGAUACGCUAGCACGGUCGUUUAGUAUGAAUGCCCCACCACCACCGUCUAAAGCGUUAUCGUCUUUAGGAAGAGAUAUCCGAUAA